AUGCCGCCUAUUAAUCCACAAGGCAAGACAGCGGUCAUUACUGGCGCUGGCUCGGGAAUCGGUCUUGGUUUUGCAAAGGCAUUGUAUGAAAAUGGCUGCUCUAUCCUCAUAGCUGACCUCGCCCUCCACGCCUCGGCCAAAGAAUGGCUCCAAAGUAUCUCGAGUCGCUCCUCUCCCAAGGUACUAUUUCGCAAGACCGACGUCACAGAUUGGGCACAAAUCGAAUCAGCAUUCGAUGCUUUCGAGAAGGAAUUUAAUGGAGCCCCCGACAUCAUUGUCCCCGGUGCAGGAGUCUACGAGCCCUCGUCGAACAGUUUCUGGGCCGAUCUAGACAGUGCGUCGUACAAAGUCUUCGAUGUGAAUGUCAAUCACCCAAUCAAGAUGACUAGAAUCGCUAUUCGGAGACUGCGUCGCGCUCAAAAGCCUGGUGUGGUCAUUCCUAUCUCCAGUAUUGUGGCCCAAAUUCCUAGCGCCGUCAACCCUCUCUACUCGGUUUCGAAGGCAGCUCUUAGCCAGUUUGUGAGAUGUAUGGCACCAUUGGAUGGUCUCGCAGGUAUUCGAGUUGUGGCCGUUGCACCUGGAGUUGUGGAUACCCCCUUGUUCCGCGAUAGUCCCAAGGCUCAAGCGCACAUUGAUCUGGAAAAUGAUUUCACUCUUCCACCGGAUGAGAUUGUCAAGGCCAUGAUGUCACUUGUGACAACCUCGACGUAUCCGUCUGGAACUGUACUUGAAGUUGGUGAUAUUGGUGGCUGGCGUGAGGUGGGUCUUUUGAAUGAUCCGGGUCCACAGGGACGAUCAACCUUGCCGAGGGCGAAGGCCAAGUUUGCCAUCAAGGAUGUUGAAAAGGCAUUAGCGGAUGACGCAAAAUCUGAUUCUAAAUCACGCCUCUGA
Penicillium maclennaniae is the source of this 891-nucleotide messenger RNA. RefSeq lists its product as uncharacterized. The record is from RefSeq and is a predicted model, not a curated record. Bases 1 to 891 code for a protein of 296 amino acids. Gene Ontology annotation, molecular function: oxidoreductase activity, acting on the CH-OH group of donors, NAD or NADP as acceptor. Gene Ontology annotation, cellular component: cytoplasm. Lineage: Eukaryota; Fungi; Ascomycota; Eurotiomycetes; Eurotiales; Aspergillaceae. The transcript is spliced from 3 exons.